Messenger RNA from Maylandia zebra (zebra mbuna), 2494 nucleotides. It is a transcript of the gene ccr8.2, whose product is annotated as chemokine (C-C motif) receptor 8.2. Gene Ontology annotation, biological process: immune response; G protein-coupled receptor signaling pathway; positive regulation of cytosolic calcium ion concentration. Gene Ontology annotation, cellular component: external side of plasma membrane; membrane. The record is from RefSeq and is a predicted model, not a curated record. Gene Ontology annotation, molecular function: C-C chemokine binding; C-C chemokine receptor activity. Lineage: Eukaryota; Metazoa; Chordata; Actinopteri; Cichliformes; Cichlidae.
ACCCCUGCCACUUUAGGAGGUAGGACGGGAUUUCAGUUCUUUGGCUUCUUUCUUUUUCUUUUUUAAAGCAGCGGAUCAUGGACGAGACCACCGAAACUGACUUUACUUUCAGUUUGAAUCUUACUGAAUCUUUACUUUUCCAAGGCUUCAGCACGCCUCCAACUGAAAAUAGUCCUGCAUAUAGUUCUGAAUAUACUACUGACUAUUAUGAAUAUGACCCCGCCAUGUUCGAUGGAUUUGAACCAUGUGUAUAUACGCGACACGGAGCAACUUUUCUUCCUGCCAUCUACAUCAUUUUCUUCCUGCUGGGCGUUCUGGGUAACUCUCUGGUUUUCUGGGUCAUUACUUGUGGAGCGCGACUCCGCACCAUGACCGACGUGUGCUUGUUAAACUUGGCCAUUGCUGACCUCCUUUUGGUGUGUUGCCUGCCCUUCCUAGCCCACCAAGCCUGGGACCAGUGGGUGUUUGGGGAUGCUAUGUGCAAAAUAGUCUUGGGCAUUUAUCAUAUCGUCUUUUACUGUGGGAUAUUUUUUAUCACUCUAAUGAGCAUUGAUCGGUACUUGGCUAUAGUGCAUGCUGUUUGUGCUAUGAGAGCACGUACACGCUCCUUUGGAAUGAUCGCAGCUGCUGUUACAUGGGGAGCGGGAUUUCUGGCUUCUUUUCCUGACCUGAUCUUCCUCCAAGAGCAAAGAAAUGUGUCGGGACAGCACACUUGCUAUCCUGGAUUUCCAGACGUGAGUUCCAGUCUUCAUUUUUGGCAGGUCUUCAGCAUCGCUAAAAUGAACAUUGUAGGCCUGCUCAUUCCGAUCAUCAUUCUGGGUUUCUGCUACUCACAGAUCAUCUGGAGGUUACUGAACAGCCAGUCAUCCAAGAAACAAGCUAUCCGCCUUGUUGUCAUAGUGGUAGCUAUUUUCUUCUGUUGCUGGAUUCCCUACAACCUUGCGUCACUUGCCCGAGCACUGGAGCUAAAGCACCGGUUUUUAGAUUGUGGGCACAGCAAAGCCGUCAGACUGGCUUUACAAAUCACAGAGGCCAUUGCUUACUCUCACAGUUGCCUCAACCCCAUCCUGUAUGUGUUUGUCGGGGAGAAGUUCAGGAGGCACCUGUUGCGGAUGAUAAACAGAUCUCCCUGCAGACUGUGCCAGCUGAUCAAGGUCUUCAUACCACAGGACAGAAUUUCUACAUCAGUCUACUCACAAACUACCAGCGUGGAUGAGAGGAGCACUGCUAUGUAGUGAACUACAGUUGGGGGAUGUGCUUCUUUUCAUUUUUUCAUGUCCAGUAAAAAUAGAUCACUGUGGCUUAUUGUCACUUCUAGAGUGUUAAGGUUUGGCACUUGUGAAUGUAUGCAUGUGACUGUAUAUUAAUAUAAUGUACCACAGAUAUGUAUUUUUACUCUGUUUUUGUACUUCUAUGAGUUAUGACCAAAAUGUAUGCAAUUCCAUUAUAAAUCUGAUUUUGAAUACUUUGGUGUAUCUUCACCUGGGACGAUGAGUCACAGUUAGACUUGUUGCAGUUUGUUUUGCCGCUGGCUCUUUACUUAGCACGAAACUGUGUCAACUACAACAUCUGUCAGCAGCUACGGCAACGUCAUCCAGUUUAAGUGGGGAAACGCACCACCAUGAAAAGUUACAUGUCACAGUAGCCUACAUUUUUAUCCAAACACGAUGACCCCCCUCACAGUUGUACCCGUUGCAUCAGUCUGCGCACAGGAAAUCGUGUUCAGUGCAACUUUGCAGAUUCAGCAGUGUAGGUUGCCUAGCAUCAUUAGCAGAACAUUUGCACUUUACCCAACACAGAGAAAACCACAACCUGAAAGAGGAAGCAUGAAACCAAGCUGUUAGUUUAACCUUUGCAGUCUUUGUGCACAUCCGAGCCGUUUGUUAUCAAGUGACUUCAUAGUUCUGCUGGUUUUUCUCGUGAUAUUAAUCAGGAUUGCAAGAAAGAAGUCCCUUUUUACAAGAGUUUAUCGAUGGGCAUGCAGACAGUUCCUCUUUCAGCUUCUUUGUUUCAAUGCCCGGAUGGAUGACAAAUUACAGGAAAAAUCGCAAAAAUUCCAGGCUGCAUUUUACUGGAUCCUCUAAGAGAAGGGGAGCUCUGAAUCAGUAGAAAGUUGUUCUCAUAUGAAUUGAUAUCAUUAUUACUAUUAUGAUAUUAUUACCCCCACCCCCCUUUUCCAGGAAAACAGUCAUAAGGAGUCCCUGAAUUGUCUGAUAAAGCUUGGUUCUAUCUUUUCACCUAUAAUUCUGCUGAUGUUUUUUUUUCCAUAUUUGCUUCAGUUUCCAGUUUUUUGAUAGUUUUUGUAACAUAAACAUUUCUGGUUUCUGUCAAAUGGGUCCAGUCAUUGGGGCCACAAGAAUUCCGAUUCGGUUUUUGGGGUAAUUUAAAUGUUUGAUCAGUCUUUGUGUUGUAUUUUCUCAUUCCUGUUUAAAAAACGUGUUUGUAAUCAGCUGACAAUACAGAAUAAAGGUGUUAUAUUUCUAUGGUAAGUGCG